CGUUCCUCCCACUUUGCUUCCCUCAGUGGCUCUCUAACUUACUUUUAGGAAAACGCUGUUUUCUACUCCGCGUGCAAGCUUAUCAUCAUUUGGAGUUGUGCCUCUGAUAUUUCUAAACUCUACCAGCCUUUGUCUCGACCUAGCGGCCCCGAGCGGCAGCUCUCCUGCUGUCCUUUUACCUGGAGUUCCCUGACCGCGCGCUCCUCUGUUUAACUGCCCUCGGCUUGGGCUCAGGGAUCAUGUCUCUCAGGAAGCCUUCCUUUGUUAACCACAGCCCUCACGGACACUCAGUUCUGGAGCCUGGAAAGUCUAAGAUCAAGGCAUCAGCUGAUUGAGUUCCUGGUGAUGGCUCUCCCUGGCUUGUAGCCAUCUGCCAUCUUGCUGUGUUCUCACAUGCCUGGGAGCAGAAAGUGUUUAAGAAGCUUGUGGAAUAAUGUGAGUCAGAGUAAUAUAGGAUCAGCAAGAAGUCCCUCAAGACAGUUGGAAAAGAAGAAUUUCUAGACUUUUCAUCAAGACCUUCAUUUAUACAGCUGUUAAAUCCAAGGCCACUGUGGUGAAAACAUGUAUAAAAAUACAUCUGCUGUAAUAUCAUCCAGUCUACUUGAAAAAGAUCCUGCCUUUCAGAUGAUUACAAUUACCAAGGAAACAGGCCUUGGUCUGAAGAUCCUAGGAGGAAUUAACCGGAAUGAAGGCCCAUUGGUAUAUAUUCAGGAAAUCAUUCCUGGAGGAGACUGCUAUAAGGAUGGUCGUUUGAAGCCAGGAGAUCAACUUGUCACAGUAAACAAGGAAUCUAUGAUUGGUGUAUCAUUUGAAGAAGCAAAAAGGAUAAUUAGCAGAGCCAAGUUGAGGUCAGAAUCUGCUUGGGAGAUAGCAUUCAGAAGACAAAAAUCUGACAACAAUCACCCAGAAAAGCUUUCGUGUACAUCCCUUUUAGAAGCUUCAGGAGAAUAUGGACCUCAAGCCUCAACAUUUAGUCUUCUUUCUUCUCCCCCUGAAAUACUAAUUCCAAAGACCUCAUCUACUCCCAAAAUUAAUGAUGCAGCUUUACCUUCUUAUAAGAUAAGUCAGAUAAAAACUGGAUACAACAAAACAGAACAGACUCCAAUUACUUCUUCAGACAACAGCACUACGGAUAUGUCUAAUACAGAUGUUGCUCCUGCCUGGACUGAUAAUUAUGGAAUGCAAGGAAAGAAGAUUUCCCUAAAUCCCUCUGUUCGCCUUAAGACAGAGAAACUAGAAAUGGCUCUAAAUUAUCUUGGUAUUCAGCCUACGAAGGAACAACACCAAGCCCUGAGACAGCAAGUACAAGCAGACUCAAAGGGGACAGUGGCUUUUGGAGAUUUUGUCCAGGUUGCCAAAAACUUGUUUUGCUUGCAGUUGGAUGAAGUAAAUGUUGGUGCACAUGAAAUUUCCAACAUACUAGAUUCACAGCUUCUUCCCUGUGAUUCUUUAGAAGCAGAUGAAAUAGAAAGGCUUAAGUGCGAAAGAAAUAACGCCUUGAAAGAAGUGAAUAUGCUUAAGGAAAAAUUAUUUGAAUCAGAGAAGCAAAGGAAACAAUUGACAGAAGAGCUCCAGAAUGUGAAACAAGAAGCCAAAGCUGUAGUUGAAGAAUCGAGAGCCCUGCGAAGUCGGAUUCAUCUUGCUGAAGCUGCACAGAGGCAGGCACACGGAAUGGAAAUGGACUAUGAAGAAGUGAUCCGUCUGUUAGAGGCCGAGAUUACAGAGCUAAAGGCUCAGCUUGCUGAUUAUUCUGACCAAAAUAAAGAAAAUGUUCAGGAUUUAAGAAAGAGAAUAACAGUACUUGACUGCCAAUUGCGAAAAUCAGAAAUGGCUCGGAAAACUUUUGAGGAAUCCACUGAAAAGCUUCUUCAUUUUGUAGAGGCUAUUCAAGAAAUAUUUUCUGAUAAUUCUGCUCCUUUAUCAAAUUUAAGUGAAAGAAGAGCUAUGUUAGUUUCUAAAACUUCUCUCACAUCACUGGGAAGGAAUGGACGUAACAUCCCAGCAACCCUGGCACUUGAAUCUAAGGAACUUGUUAAAUCUGUUCGUGCCAUACUUGAUACAGAUUGUUUACCUUAUGGGUGGGAGGAAGCUUACACAGCAGAUGGAAUCAAGUACUUCAUCAAUCACGUAACACAGACUACGUCCUGGAUCCAUCCGGUGAUGAGUGUCCUGAAUCUGUCUUGCUCAGAGGAGAAUGAAGAGGAUUGCUCUAGAGAACCUCCCGACCAGAAAAGUUGAUGGUUUUCCAUAGGAAGUGGAGCUCCACGGUCUUCUGGCAUCUCAGUCUACGUGGAUGACAAGCAAAGACACAUAACACCCAACUCUGAGAUGCAACAGUCUAAAAUAGGAGUACAACUUGCACUACUUAAAGUGUGAAAUAGACUCUGGAUUUAGGGUAUUUUUGUAAAACUUUUUGAUACUAUGGUAUACAUUUAAAAGAACAAUUACCACUACAGUACUUCUUUAAGAAUAAUCUAGUCAUAUUUUUUGAAAUCACAUAUGAUUUGAUUUUAUUAUAUACUUUUUCAUAUAUAAUUAGAUCUUUGUAAUUUUAUACGUAGUUCUUCAUGUGGUAUCAGACAAUGAUGGUUUUUAUAAUUGAUAUAUUGAAAAAUUAUGUGGACAUAGUGAAACACUUCAUUUAUUUGCUAAUUUACUAAACUUUUAUAUUCUUAGGAAAGUGAUCUUAGCAAGUGUUUGGGGUUUAAGGAUAAGAUUUAGACAUCUAUCUAAAGAUUUAGACAUCUGUCUAUGGGCUACCGAAUACAUCUUACAUCUUUAUGGGGCUUUCUAAUUUAUAGAAUGCUUUUCAGGCCUCAUUUUAUUUAAACUGUACAACAUACCUGUGAGGCUAAUCUAGUGAGUUAUUUUUAUUCUUGUUUUUCAGUUGAGGAAAUAGCAAUUCAGAGAGAUGAAGCACCCUGUCCUGGGACUGAGACUCACACCUAAGUCUUCUGAUUCUGAGUCCAGUCCCUUCUCCAGCACCCUGCUGUUCCCAGAGAGGGAGGUCACAGCCCAACAUGCAGGGCACCACGGUUCUGUUGAUGCAGCUGGCUCUACAGCUGUGCAUUCCACAGAGCUUCAGCAGGCACUUCUUCACUCAAACACGGCCCCUCCGUAACCCCACUAUUCUUCUCCUAUAAACCCUUCCUCCUUCUGCACCCCCAAACCCUCACCAGGUAGGAGCACUGCCUUGUCAUGUUGUUUCAACCGGCUUCUUUCAGCAGCUCGUAUUUUUCUAAAGUGAAGGGAGUAGUUUGCCCUAUUUAGGUUGCCCUUGCCAGAAGGAGCCUUUGAGAGGAGUUGAUGAGAAGGGAAGUAUGUUUUUAAAUAUUACUUCUCUGCUUGAGAUAAGAUGGAGGCCUGGAGCCCAACUAAAGCAGCCCCCAACACUGCUCUGCAAACCUAGACUCCUUAGAAUAUAGUGCAAGAACCAUCAGUUGUAACCAUUUUAUAAAUGAAUAUGUAUAGGAGUCCAGACAGUGAAUUAAUGGCUGGGUCAAGAUUAGACCUAGAUCCUGAAUCUCCUGGUCUACUGAAUUUCAUAUGAUAUAAUACAGAUAUAUAUAUGGUGAAUAUGUGUAUACAUUAUGCUCACCCAUACAAUCCUGACUAUAGCUAGGAUUUAUGAUUUAUUUCUUGAGUAAUAAUAUAAAGUCAAAUCCAGACUGAUAGGCAGUCAUUAACCCUGAGAAAAGUUUCAGAAUGGCUAGAGAGGACUUGUGUUUCUCCUGACAGCUACUUGACUAUUAGGAAGCUUCAGGGAGACAAAUUUUGAGAGCAGCACAGAAGGGGCUGUUUUAUUGCAUGCCCCAGAAGUAAGCGGAUUCUCAAACACCUGGAAUACUUUUAUAAGUUAGCAUCUAUCAUUAUUAAAGUACAGACUUUUUUGUUGUUGUUGCCAAAAUUAAGUAUGAAAUUUUCCUCCACCUACUUUGAGUGCUUUCCUAGUAAGGAAAACCCAGAGGAGAUGCUUGAGUGACUUGAGAUCAAGGUCCUCAGGUGUACAGUCCACUGAAGACACACCUCAUCUUUUACUGCUGUUUUGCACCACUUUCCUUCCUGUUUCUGUUAAAUACCUACAAUUGCAAUGAUAUUAUUUAUUGAGUAUUUUAUGCCUUACAUUUUGAUGAACAGUGUAUAUAUAUAUAUUAUUUUGUGAUCUUCCUAAAUUGCUCCAUCAAGCAGGAGCUACAGUUAUCCCCACUUUGAAAAGAAGAAACUUAGGUUCAAAAAGAGUUAGUAAUCUUUGCCUGAGAGUCACACAGCACGUGCAUGUACAAGCCAGGGUUUAAAGCAGGUCUCUGAUUCCAAAGCCUGUUCUCUAAACCACUGUGCAGGGCUGCUUAGAUUCAUAGUCCUUGGGUCAACUUUAUAAAGAGACUGGUUCUAGUUUAGUGCCAUGAGGAACUUUCUGGUGGUUAGAGCUGAUGGGUAAAGAAUCCCCCAGGAGAAAAUGGAAGCACUGUCCUAGCAGGUUUUGGUCAAUCUGAACUCAUUGUGGGAAUGUUGCUGAGGAGGUCCAGUGUCUGAAAUAACUGGACCAGUUGAACACUCAUUCCUUCCUUAUGCUUCUGUGACCUCUAAACCAACAGGUAAAUGCCUUAAGAGACACUUAAAGAAACUUAUGGCGGGAAGGGCUCAGUAAGAAUACUUUUCCAAUGCAAAUAGAACCCUCAAACUGUGUUUUGGUGAGUUGACCUUUGUGUAGCCAAUCCUUUAGCACAAAUCAACCCUGUCAGUGUGGUCAUCAUAAACUCUUCUUAGUUGACCCACUGACUCAGAUUUAAGGGUUAGAAAACCUGAAUGUUCUUGUGUCCCUCCAUCUCACUUUCCUAAAGAGCGACCAGGGUUAGCCAUCCUUACUCAUUCCCUCACAAUAUUGAUUGAGCACCAACAAUGUGGCAGGCACCGUGCUAGGCAUUGUGGUGCAGUGGGGCAAUAGCUAACCCAUUCUGGGUUCUACUUACCCUUGGUUUUUUUAUUAAUAAAAGCAAGAACAACAAAGUUCUCAUAUGGCCAGGACUAAAUAGCUUCUUUUUAAUUUUUAAAUUUUAAAAAGACUCUAUUUUCAUUAAAAAAUCAAGCACUAUGCAAAUGAAUAAAGUAAAAAAAUAGCCCACCUCACUUUCUAGAGAUAGCUGUUACUGAUUCUUUGUUGAGUAUUUUCACUCAAAGGAAAUCAUGCUAUUAAGCAGCUUGCUUUUGACUUGUUAUAUUGUGGUCAUCUUUUCAAGUAAUUUGUGUAACCAGCAAUUUACUGAUGAACAUUUGAACAUUUUAAAUUUUCUUCUAUUAUUGACAAUGUUGCAGUGAACAUUCAUAUAUCCUUUAAAUCCUUUUCCUCAUGUAUCUCUGCACUCUUAUGUCAGUAUGUCUAUGGUCUGAAUACAUUCAUAAAGUUAAAUUGCUGGGUCAAAGCUAGGUCAAAGUUAUGUUCAUUUUAAUUUUGGUAGAUAUUCAUAAAUCCUCCAUAAAAGUAGAACCAAUUUAUACUACCACAAAUAGUGUCAGAAAGCCUUUUUUCUGUAUAUGGCAGGACAAUUUUUAGUCCAAAGAUUGCCAAUAGAUUUCUGAUUAUUUUUUGGCCUUAAAAGAAUAAUCUUCAAUCCCACCAUUGUCUAAGAACCUGAAUUUUUUAAUCAUUAGGUUUUAGAUUUCCUUCAGCAGCAGAGAUUAAUUCAUUGCGUAUAGGGAAGUCUAGUAGUGACUAAUUCAUCAUAUUUCUGUCAAACAUGUCACUACUCUUCUGUUUUCCUACUUUACAUAUAACGGUGGUGAGAACCAACUUUUAAAUGAACUAACUUGGGUAGAAAGCACAAUACAAAUCCACCUACAAGUUCUUUGGGCCUCAGUUUCCCCAUUUGUAUAAAUAAGGAUAACAAUCCCCUGCCUCUUCCCAAACGAGUUCAAUUCACCAAACAUUUCCUGAGCACCUACUAAAUAACAGAAUUAAUACAAAGGUUUUUUCACUUCUUCUUUUUUAUUUCAGCAUAUUAUGGGGGCACAAAUGUUUAGGUUACGUGCGUUGCCUUUCCCCAAUGCAAAGUUUUUAUGUUACUAUGUUCGAUAGUACUGAUUCACAAAGCAAGGAGCUCAUAAUCUAAAAUCAUCUUUCUUUUUUCUCAAAACCCUUUUAUUUUUCCAUAAAGGGAUUAGAAGUUAGGGGUUUGUUUAUUAAGAACCCCUGAAGAGAGGCCCUUUAUCACUUUUUCAAAUAUGAAAAAUUCCAAAAUAAUAUUAACACCCUUUGACUAGAAAAGAAAAAAAGGAACAUGCUGUAUGAAGAGCCUCUCCAAUAAUAAAUGCAAAGCAGCUGUCAAAAUAUAGAGUCAAAUGAUACUUUCAUAAAGUGUUUGCACAAUUAGAAAAUGUUAUCCUUUUUCUGGGGAGAAAUGGGACAUUUUUAUUUUCUCUGUUAAGUGAAGUGCAACUUCUUGAAGGGUCAACACACUUGACAUCUCGACACUACAUAUAAAGAAAGAACUGAACUAACAUUAAAACAAUUUACACACUCUAUCGCAUAUAACUUUUGACAAGAUGAAAAGAACUUUAAACAGAAUAUGCCUGUGGAGCUUAACUUUAGAAAUGAAAUACCCAAAGUGUUUUAACCACAGUGAUGCACAUGUAAUAUCAUUAUGCCUGUGUGAUGUUUUUGUCAAUAUUAACUACAAUUCUGUAUGUGCACUCUUCGUGUGACUUUUGACAUUUAAACUUACACUGCUUCUGUCCAUUUUCUCCCCAAAAGCUCAAUUUUUACUGUUGGACAUGGGGUUGGUUUGAGGGAAAGGGGAAUCAGGUCAAUAUCUCUGCCGCCCUAUAUCUCCAUUGCCCCAUCACCAAAUUAUUCUCUAUAUCACUUCUGCUUGUUUAUUCCUUCUAACUUAUUUAUUAAUUUGUCUUAAUUUUGUUUUGUUUGUUGUCUUCCUCAAUAAUGGAAGUGAUAAUGGGAAUCAGCUCCAUAAGGGUAGGAAUUUUGUCCUUGUUCACUAUUGUAUCCUCAGGCUCUGCCAGUCUGUCACACAGUAGCCAUUCAAUGCAUAUUUGGCAAAUGUUUCGUGUGCUGUCCAUAUAACUUAAGACUUAGUUCCUAGUUUAGCUCUCGUUGUCUUGUAUUCAUUUAUUCACUUAAACACUUACCGAGUGUCAUUAGAUGCCAGAUACUUUGCUAAGUACUAGAGAUACAAUGCAAGGCAGAUGUGAUUCUAGUAGCCCUUGUAUAAUUUGUAUUCCGUGCAAAGGACAUACAACUGAAAUUAACCAGA
Molecule: messenger RNA, 7265 nt
Organism: Microcebus murinus (gray mouse lemur)
Lineage: Eukaryota; Metazoa; Chordata; Mammalia; Primates; Cheirogaleidae
Source: RefSeq, a predicted model, not a curated record